Molecule: messenger RNA, 321 nt
Organism: Pieris macdunnoughi
Lineage: Eukaryota; Metazoa; Arthropoda; Insecta; Lepidoptera; Pieridae
Source: the annotation of a GenBank genome assembly
AUGGGCUACGUACCUAAACGUGGCUGUUUCGGUUCAACUAAAAAGCGAACGAUCGUCGGUGGCUGGGCAUGGGCGUGGUGUUUCGUCACAGACGUACAACGUAUAUCCCUUGAGGUUAUGACUCUUAACCCCAUGUGUGAGUACGUGGAGACGGCCCAAGGUGUGCCACUGACGGUGACUGGUGUCGCCCAAUGCAAGAUCAUGAACGAAGACGAGCUUCUAACUACUGCCUGCGAACAGUUCCUAGGCAAAUCUGUGAAGGAGAUCAAAAUGACAAUCCUCCAAACUUUGGAGGGACACCUUCGAGCUAUAUUGGGUUAG